Messenger RNA from Girardinichthys multiradiatus, 3094 nucleotides. RefSeq lists its product as uncharacterized. The transcript has 9 exons. Lineage: Eukaryota; Metazoa; Chordata; Actinopteri; Cyprinodontiformes; Goodeidae. The coding region runs from base 265 to 1059 and encodes 264 amino acids. The record is from RefSeq and is a predicted model, not a curated record.
ACGGAACCGCAGAUAUUUUAAGUAGCAAACAUUUAAAACUCCAUCCAUGAACCUGGAGAGAACCCAUGCAUGGGGAGAACAUGCAAACUCCAUGAAGAACGAACCGCCGGCCGGGAGUCGAACCCAGGACCAUCUCGCUACAAGAUAACAAUAAAAACUGACGUGAGGGCAGUCUGAGACUUUAGAAGAAGGAGGGAUAUUUAACUGGAGUUCCUCUGUGCUACAAGACCAACUCUACCAUUAUAAGUUGAACAGUUUACAGUCAUGCUGAGAAGAAACACUCGACUACAAUUAUUAGGGUACUACAACUCAGAGGGAAAUCCCACCAUCUCCUACAAAGAGACUCUUUAUAAAGUUUUCAGCAAGCGAAGGAAUCAAAGAUGUGUCACCUUAGACACAUACUCGAAGGCAGACGCCAUCCCUUACACAGAGACGGACUUGAAGAUGGACACAGACACCAUCCCUUACAUAGAGACGGACUUGAAGAUGGACACAGACACCAUCCCUUACAUAGAGACGGACUUGAAGAUGGACACAGACACCAUCCCUUACAUAGAGAUGGACUUGAAGAUGGACACAGACACCAUCCCUUACACAGACUUGUACACAGACACGAUCCCAUACGCAGACUCAUACAUGAACACUAAAACAGACACAGAGAUGACAGCAGAAGAAGAAUUCCACUUUGAAAACAGAAGGACCACCAGAAGUAGACAAUACCGCAAAAACCUCUGCAAGAACAACUUUGGCUGGUUCUAUGUGACAUGCCUCCUGUUUUUUGUUCUGGCAAUCCCGAUCUAUGCGCCGAACUUUAACAUUUCUAGCUCCAAACCUGCAGAAUCUCCAGCUUCCUCCUUUGCAGUAGAUCUGGCCUUCAACAGAUACUGUGAAGACAAGAAACUGUAUCCAGCAGAGCUGAUGGAGGCGCUGAUAGGCUCAAUCACAACAGUUAACGACUCUCUCCCAGGCAAAGUUUGCAUUGGCAUCACAUGGCAGGACAUUGCAUUGAAAAGAUUAAAAAGGAAUCUUCAGCCUUGUGAAGCUGGAGGACAACAGUAACUGGGGGUCAUCAGUGGCGCACAUGUGUGCACAGCUUCAGGGUGUCUGGGAAGAUGGGGUACGUUUAGGCUGGUAGGUAUGGAGGUAAGGAUAUGUACAUGUGUUUGAAUAAAACAGAAAACAUUUAAACUUGUCAUUUGAAAUAUGUAGUUUAGAAAAUACCAGCAGAGUCAUUUGAUGUUGUUCAGUAUAUCUGGGCACCAGGGGGUGGAUCCCAUCAGCUUCUAGAAAGUGGGUGGGUCACCUUCAGAGAGAGUGUUGCAGGCUGGAAGGUGAGUAUGGUGCAAAGGUUCAGAGCGAAGCUUCUCUCUACCAGGGUUUAGGAACAGGAGCACUUAAAGGGUAAGCUGCUUCCACACAUUCGCUUUAAAUAAGAACACUACAAAAUUCUUAUUAUCUAUUUCAAUAUCACUUUAUACCCUUAAACACAAACAAAUAUUUAUUUUAUAACAUGGUGGAGAGAUCAGAUGAGCAGAAUUAUCCUAAUAAUAAAUUUUAAGUAAUUUUAAGAAUAAAAACAAAUGGUCUAAAUUUCAUUAAUUUACACGUCUUUUAGCUGUUAAACGCACAUAACUACUCCAAAGAGAGUCAUUUAAUCUACUCAAAUAAAGCAUGCUGUAAAAUCUUACAGCAGUUAUAUUGAUUCAAAUCUAACAGUUUGGUUUAUCAGUGGAAAUCAGUCUUUGAACUACUGCCAUAGUUUCAUAGGCUCUUCAUCCUCCUGUCUGUUUUAUGUGCAGGGUGCCCAUGUUCUCAAGGUGACUGCAUGGGUUUUCACCAGGUGCUCUGGUUUCCCCCCUCAAAAACAAAUAGAAAAUAUUUCAUGCUUCCAGUGCAUAAACGAUUUUUGUUACUGAUGUUUCAAAUGCGAACAAAUAGCAGAUAUUAAAUUUGUGUUUAGGAAAAGCUAUUUUCUUAAAAGAGAGGUUCACGUGGCGCUGCUAAAUUACAGUAUCUCACAAAGUGAGUACACCCCUCACACUUUUGUAAAUAUAUGAUUAUAUGUCAGUGAAUCCUCGUGGUUUUAAUUGACGUCGUUCUUUAGAGACACAUAGAGCAGUCAUGGAGGAUGUUUUGUUCUGUUUUGUCUGAGACGUUCUGAUUUUCUUAUGUUCUGAGUUCAAACUAAACUUUUAUCAGUUAAUGCAGACAUGAAGGGUUUUCAUAUAGAAAUCAGAGGAUUUUCCUGUAAUAAAAGUUGAUUCAAUAAUUAUAAUAAUCCUAAAUCAAAGCCUCUGUCAACUAUUACUCACAAUCAUAGUUAUGUUGGCUCGGCUCAGCUAGAGUGCAAGCAACAAUUACAGAAGGAGAAGGUGAGUAUUAGUUGGAGGUAAGGUUAUGUUGAAUGUGGGACUUUAUGACAGGGUGAAGAAACCGCUUACUGUUUGGUGAUGAAGAUGGAGGUCCAGGGAGGGUGAGUAACUCUCCGAGUCUGAGAUUGGCUGCUUGGUUGUGUUUGAGAGGUUUUGCGAUAGUAGAGAAUCCUUCUUCUGAGUAAGGCUGAUGGAAGAGCCACAGCAGACUGAGGGAGGACAAGCAGGAGAGUGAUGGAUUACCAAGCUGCAGCUAAAUGAAGAUCCAGGAGGGCGGAGGAGCAGCGAGGAGACUAGGAGCAGUGGCCUAAGGAGGAAAUUCUGAGACUUUGGAACACCAUCCACCGGAAGCAAGGAGACAAAGGGUUCCCUGCUCCUCUUAAGCACUUCCUGAUUAGCUCAACAAGCUGCAGGUGUGGAGCCUACCAGUCGCACCCUGCUGAGGACGUGGGAGAGGACAGACGAGGCACACAGGAAGUGGACAGAAGACAAUUUGGGUUUGGAGUGCAGAAUGCCUGGCUUGCACCUCCACCCCCCAGCCGGUCGAGGCAGAUGGCUGCCUAUCAUGAGCCUGGUUCUGCUGGAGGUUUUUUGUCUUCUUGUUAAAAGGGAGUUUUUUUCCUCUCCACCGUCGCCUAGUGCUUGCUCAUGAUGGGGGAUUGUAUCAAAGAAUUGAUGCAAUCAGCUGGUUUCUUUAGAUAAAUAAACUGAAUUGACUUGAA